This is a messenger RNA of Mesoplodon densirostris (Blainville's beaked whale), 1934 nucleotides long. RefSeq names its product interleukin 20 receptor subunit alpha (gene IL20RA). The coding region runs from base 159 to 1841 and encodes 560 amino acids. NCBI's taxonomy places the organism in Eukaryota, Metazoa, Chordata, Mammalia, Artiodactyla, Ziphiidae. The record is from RefSeq and is a predicted model, not a curated record. Gene Ontology annotation, molecular function: interleukin-20 binding. The transcript has 7 exons.
ACUCCGCCUCCCCGGCCGCCCCGCCGACCCGAGCGCGGCGCGCAGUGGGAGCUGGGGCCCGGGGCGCCGAGGGGAGGCCGCGCUCCCACCGCCCGCGGACCGAGGGGGCGUCGGACGCUACCGGCCGCCCGCGGAGAUGUGACCCGGCCCCGCCGCCCAUGUGCGCCCCCCGACCCCCAGCGAAGGCGGCUGCCAUAGGGGCCCCGGCACCCGGCCUCCCGGCCCUGCCGCUGCUACUGCUGCUGGUGGCCGCGCCGACGGGACGUGCAGUUCCCUGUGUCUCUGGUGGUCUGCCUAAACCUACAAAUAUCACCUUCUUAUCUAUAAACAUGAAGAAUAUCCUACAGUGGAACCCACCACAGGGCCUACAAGGAGUGGAAGUUACUUAUUCUGUGCAGUAUUUCAUCAGAUAUGGGCAAAAGAAAUGGCUGAAUAAAUCCGAAUGCAGAAAUAUCAGUAGGACCUACUGUGAUCUCUCUGCUGAAACUUCUGACUACGAACGUCAAUAUUAUGCCAAAGCUAAGGCCAUUUGGGGAACGAAUUGUUCUAAAUGGGCAGAAACUGGACGAUUCUAUCCUUUUUUAGAAACACAAAUUGGCCCACCAGAGGUUGCUUUGACUACUGAUGAGAAAUCCAUAUCUAUUGUUCUGACGGCUCCAAAGAAGUGGAAGAAAAACCCAGAAGAAAGCUCUAUUUCCCUGGAACAAAUAUACUCUAAUCUGAAGUAUAAUGUGUCCAUACAUAAUACUAAAUCAAAUAGAACGUGGUCCCAGUGUGUGACAAACCGAACGCUGGUAUUCAGCUGGCUGGAGCCGGACACUCUGUACUGCGUCCUCGUGGAGUCCUUCGUCCCAGGCCCUCCUCGCCUUGCUCAGCCUUCUGAGAAGCAGUGUGUCAGUACUUUGAAAGAUCAAACAUCAACAUUGAAAGUUAAAAUCAUCUUCUGCUAUGUUUUGCCUAUAUCUGUUACUGUGUUUAUUUUUUCUGUGAUGUGCUACUCCAUGUACAGAUAUACCCAUGUCGGCAAAGAGAAACACCCAGCAAAUCUGAUUUUGAUUUAUGGAAAUGAAUUUGACAAAAGAGUCUUUGUACCUGCUGAAAAAGUUGUGAUUAACUUUAUCACCCUCAAUAUUCUGGAGGAUUCUAAAACUUCUCCUAAGGAUAUAAGUGUAAUGGAAAAAAGCAGUGAUGCAUCAGACCUGAAUGAGCCCAGCGAGGACCAGGAGCCCCAUCAGGAGGAAGUGGAGGUGAAACACCUGGGACAUGCUUCACAUGUGGUGGACAUUGUGUAUGACUCUGAGAAAAGCACCAAAGGGAUUUCCUUAAGCCAGCAAGAGCCACCCAGCAGGACAAUGCCCACAGAUAAAACAGUCAUCGAAUAUGAAUGUGACAUAAGAACUAGUGACAUUUCUGUGGGGCCUGGAGAUCAGGAGUUCAAUUUGCAGUCGGAAGUGUCCCUACAAGGAAGGUUGUCUGAGCAACAGGCAACUUUAACAGACUUGGGUCCACAAACACUACCAUAUUCAUAUACCCCUCAGCUCAGAGACUUGGACCACCUGCUGCAGGGGCAUGUGGACACAGAGGAGGGACCAGAGGCAGAGCCAUCGACCACACUGGUCGAUUGGGACCCUCGGACUGGCAGGCUGUGUAUACCUUCAUUAUCCAGCUUUGAACAUGACUCAGACAGCUGUAAGCAUCCUGAGUCUGAGGGACUCAAGGAGGAGUGCCUCUUAUCUAGACUCUACCAGGAUCAGACUCCAGACAAGACACUGGAGGAACAUGAAGCCUAUCUCAUGCAAUUUAUGGAGGAAUGGGGAUUAUAUGUACAAAUGGAAGACUAACACCGAAACGUCCCUUUGCCAGACCUCUACUGUUACAAAACACGUGAGUGCAAACAGACAAGUGACCAAACAAUAAAGUACCGGAGACAGAAA